AUGAGGCGACCUCAAGGAAGAGGUCUAGAGUUGGCUAGAAAACAUAUAGCGUCCUGCAUUUCAGAGCUAGGAACCAUUCUUAAAUCAGCAGAAUUCCUAAUGUCUAACUCCUAUGGAACUUGCAAAGAUGGUACAGAAGAUAGAACAACUGCUUCUGGCUGUCAAGCUGUUGGGUUCGAUGCUAGCUUAAACAGCAGAAUUUCAGCCCCAACUCCACCCCGUUCAAUUAAAAUUCUUAGUUGGAAAAAGGCCAUUGAGUAUUUUGAAAAACUUCUUCAUGAUCUAGAUAUUAUUUGUUCAUAUCCGCUGGACCCUUCUUUGGAAGUUCUUUUGCGCUUUGUAGUUCAAUUUCAAAAAGCAGAACCUGAUUUGGUUGCAAGAGCACAUCUCCAGCUUCUGUUGGUUCAAGAUGGAAAACUCUAUGGUCGGUAUCCAAUGUUUUCUGUGAUUACUAGAGCUGCACGGUUGCCUGAGGUCAUUCUGCACCAUGAGAUUCAGAAGAAUGAAUAUGUUGUACAGUUAGGACAGCUAGAGCUUGCUUUCAGAAAGGAGUUUGGAGAAGGCUCGAGCGUUUCAAAUGGCGAGAAUGCAUCAGCAAGAAUAUUAAAACGCAUUCUCAUUUGGGUGGAGGAGCAAACUUAUUGGAUUGCUCAUCGAUUUCUCAUUUUGGGUUUCGAAUUAGAGCUCUAUUCUCCCAGUGAAUAUUGCAUGGUGUAUUGGUAUCUGUAUGCUGUCUUGAUCAGGCUUGCAGAGAAAACACAUCAGAAGAUGACAGUGAGCGAUGGCAAUGAAGGGAAAGAAAAAAAGGAUUCUCCAAAGGAUCUGGCAAGAGAAGCUCGGAUCCCGCCAGCAAUCUCUUUUCUUCAAUGCCAAAUAUGUCUUGCUGAAGGACUCACACUGCUGCUCGCUGCUUUGAGGAAUGAACUGAUGGUUUUACGAUCUCCCAGCCCCUUUAAUUCUGAACAUGAGACUUUAGUUAUGUACAAUUAUUUCAAGGAUGCUCAGAAGAUUGCAAAGGAGGUCAAGAGUAGUUUCUCCAAUGAUCCAGACAGAUUAGCCGAACUUCGGAUAUUGGAGCAGGUUGCAGAACACAAUAGUAUUGCCCUAAAUGUGAUUUGCCGGGUCGGAGCUCUUGAUCCGUCUCUCAAGGAUGGCAUCUUUUCAAUCACUGCUGGCUGGUAUAGCUGUGUUCCACGUGGCACCAACUGUGACGGUGAUGAUCUAACAGCUCUGCCCACCACUUCCUCCAAGCUAAUUCUGGAAUUGAGAGGGGGAGAGAAUGUCAGGUGGAACCCAAAAAGUUUGAGGAAAGCACUUGGUGCCCUCAAGGAUACUACCACUGUUUCAUUGGCCAAAGUCAAUAGUGAUUACAAGGAAUUGGACAUUUCUAUAGUUAAGGCCACAAAUCACUACGAGCGACCUGCAAAGGAAAGACACAUCAGAGCUAUUUUUGCUGCUGUUUCAGCUACUAGACCUCGGGCUGAUGUUGCAUAUUGCAUCCAUGCUGUUGCACGGCGUUUAUCGAGGACACAUAACUGGGCGGUUGCAUUGAAAACUUUAAUUGUUAUUCAUCGUGCUUUGAGAGAAGUGGACCCCACAUUUCAUGAAGAAAUCAUUAAUUAUGGAAGAAGCCGAAGUCAUAUGCUCAACAUGGCUCAUUUCAAAGAUGAUUCCAGUCCAAAUGCAUGGGAUUAUUCUGCCUGGGUUCGCACCUAUGCCUUAUUUUUGGAGGAGAGGUUGGAAUGCUUUCGAGUGUUGAAGUAUGAUGUCGAGAUGGAUCGACCUAGGACCAAAGAUCUGGACACUGCUGAAAUACUGGAGCAGUUGCCAGCUUUGCAACGGCUUCUUUUCCGUGUUCUUGGUUGUCAGCCACAAGGUGCAGCAGUCAAUAACUUUGUCAUUCAGUUGGCACUCCAAUUGGUUGCUUCGGAGAGCAUUAGAGUUUACCAAGCUAUAAAUGAUGGUACUGCCAAUUUGGUUGACAAGUUCUUUGAGAUGCCACGCCAUGACGCUGUGAAGGCUCUGGAAAUAUACAGAAGGGCUUGCCAGCAGGCAGAGAGCCUUUCAGAAUUUUACGAGGUAUGUAAAAGCAUGGAUAUUGGACGUGGAGAAAGGUUUAUAAAGAUCGAGCAGCCUCCUCCAUCAUUCCUACAAACCAUGGAAGAGUACGUGCGGGAUGCUCCAAGGGUGUCAACAGUUCUAAAGGAUCAGUUCGUGGAUAAUAAAAUUGCAGCCCCCAAGGAAAUCUUAGCCAUAGAGUACAAAAAGGAACCGGAGGUAGUGGAGAAAAGCCCGCCAUCACCACCUCCACCUGAACCAGUAAAAGUGGAAGAGCCUGUUGCUCAACCACCUGAUUUGUUGGGUUUGGAUGAUCCUGUUCCAGUUGCUUCAGAGCUAGAUGAGAAGAAUGCCCUGGCUCUUGCCAUUGUUCCAGUUGCUGAGCAACAAAGUACUGCUGUCCCAAGUCAUGCAAAUGGAACUACAGGCUGGGAGUUGGCACUUGUUACGGCACCUAGUUCAAAUGAAAAUGCUGCUGCUGCUAGCAAACUGGCUGGAGGGCUCGAUAAACUUACAUUAGACAGCCUCUAUGAUGAUGCAAUUAGAAGGAGCAGUCAGCCUGCGAGCUACAAUCCUUGGGAGUCAGCCCCAAUGGCUAAUCCCACGAUGCAAACAGCUGUACAUGAUCCUUUCUUUGCCUCCAGCAUGGUGGCUGCACCACAUUCAGUGCAAAUGGCACAAAUGGCCAGCCAACAGCAGGCUUUCAUGUUACAGCAGCAGCAGCAACAGCAGCAGCAGCAGCAGAUGAUGAUGAUGAUGGGCCAGCAACAGCAUCAACCUUCAAAUCCUUUUGGCAACCCUAACCUCUAUGGAAGCAGUGUCCACCCCUAUGGAUCAGGUAUGCCGCCUGUUCAAGCUCACUAUCCAUAUUCGGGCCUUAUUUAG
This is a messenger RNA of Dovyalis caffra, 2943 nucleotides long. NCBI's taxonomy places the organism in Eukaryota, Viridiplantae, Streptophyta, Magnoliopsida, Malpighiales, Salicaceae. The record is from the annotation of a GenBank genome assembly.